Molecule: messenger RNA, 1386 nt
Organism: Scatophagus argus
Lineage: Eukaryota; Metazoa; Chordata; Actinopteri; Scatophagidae
Gene: txn2
Product: thioredoxin 2
Exons: 4
Coding region: 138-656 (172 amino acids)
Biological process (GO): cell redox homeostasis
Cellular component (GO): mitochondrion
Molecular function (GO): protein-disulfide reductase activity
Source: RefSeq, a predicted model, not a curated record
CAACCUGACCAGACGAUGGCGCUACUCACAGAACUGCGGCCAUGACAGGUUAUAAAAAUCCUGUCGGUACUCUGGCACCAAAGCGGAAGUACUUCAUUGGUCCGCGAGGACAACAUUCACUUGAGUGAAACAGCAAGAUGGCUCACAGACUUCUAGCACGUAGAAUUUGGACACUCUCUACGAAAGAUAUCCGCUGCCUCCGAGCAUCCACUGCCACCACAGCCUGCUCUUCUUUUUCCACCUCCCUGCAGUCUGCCACAACACGGGUCUCCUUCCUCUCUCCCUCACGCACUCUGCCUCGCUCCCUUCUUCAAACCUCCCGACGGGAAGUCUCCUUUAACGUUCAGGACCACGAGGACUUCACAGAGAGAGUCAUCAACAGUCAACUGCCUGUGCUGAUUGACUUCCAUGCACAGUGGUGUGGUCCCUGUAAGAUCCUUGGACCGAGGUUGGAGAAGGCUGUUGCAAAACAGAAAGGCCGUGUUGCCAUGGCAAAAGUUGACAUUGAUGAUCACACAGACUUGGCUAUCGAAUACGGGGUGUCUGCCGUUCCAACAGUAAUCGCCAUGCGGGGAGGUGACGUCAUCGACCAUUUUGUGGGGAUCAAAGAUGAUGAUGAGCUGGACUCAUUUGUCAGCAAGAUCAUUGGACAAUAAACCAGCUUUCACCACCGUUAUGGUGCCGUUUUGUAUGAUUGUGGCAUGGUUAGCAGCCCUCAGCUGUCACUGUGAGCCUGUUAAGCAGCAGCCAAAAACAAUACAAGAAACUCCGCCACAGUCCCAGCUGGCAAACUUUCAGAUGCUCACACCCAUCCCAAGACAUGUUUCUUCUGCUGUUUCUUUUGUCUAGUGUUGGGUGUGUGCCUCCAUCAGCGUUUUUAGUUUGUGCUGAGCUCCAUUUUGCAGAAGUUAAAUUUCUCUCUCAUAAUGUGACAGCUCCAUGGCUCCAUUCGCAGCUGGGCCGGUGUCUAACAGUUUGCUGUAAAAGUCUGUAGAAUGGAAAAUAAACCUCUGUACUGCACUUGUACUUUAUAACAUGAGGGAUGAACAUGUCUAGUUUUAGUGGUGGGGAGAAUUUAACUUAAAAGCUGAGGAUACUGAAUGAGGUUUGUGACAGUGUUACCGUUAGUUCCUGCUUUUGUCCACAUGAUGGUGGCAUUUCUCUAACAUCGCAAAACCACACGUGGUCAUUUUACACCAUUACGCCUAAUAAUGUGAGAAAGGAAUACAUGUGUUUGUGUGUAUGUGUGUCUCUGGGUCCUGACUGUGAAGUCAAGAAAAUUGAAAAUAUGAGUUUGAUUUCAUUUAUUUCUGAAAUGACCUCUGUUUACCGGAAACAUGACCAAGUGAAGUACAGUAAUAAAGAAGUUCUGUAAAAAAAAAAAAA